This is a messenger RNA of Aspergillus nomiae NRRL 13137, 972 nucleotides long. Its product is annotated as putative short-chain dehydrogenase/reductase family protein. The record is from RefSeq and is a predicted model, not a curated record. The transcript has a single exon. The coding region runs from base 1 to 972 and encodes 323 amino acids. Lineage: Eukaryota; Fungi; Ascomycota; Eurotiomycetes; Eurotiales; Aspergillaceae.
AUGGGCAUCCUCAACUACGAUUUCCUUUACUCCCAACUAUUCAUCACACCCUCUUAUCCCACUGCAUCAUUCACCAACCAAACGAUCAUAGUCACCGGCUCAAACGUCGGCCUCGGCCUUGAAGCAGCCCGACACUUCACGCGCCUUGGCGCGGCGAAAGUCAUCCUCGCCGUCCGCAACCACAGCGCUGGCGAAGAAGCCCUGGAAUCUAUCGAGAAAUCGACCGGCACUACCGGCAUCUGCGAAGUAUGGGAUCUAGACCUGGCGUCGCACGAAUCCGUCCUCGCAUUCGCGAAGAAAGUAGCCCAGCUCCCACGUCUGGAUGUGUUUGUCGCCAACGCCUCGAUAGCAACCGGCACUUUCCAACUUGCUGAGGGCCAUGAGCGGACUAUAACUGUGAACGUGAUUAAUACCAUGCUAUUGGAAUUGCUGGUGUUGCCGACGCUGCGGAAGAGCGCGAGGUUGCAUCCCGGUACGAAACCCCGGUUGACGACGGUGGUUAGCGAGGUGCAUGCGUGGACGAAAUUUGCAGAGCGGGGUGCCGAGAAUGUGUUUAAGGCCUUGGAUGAUAAGGAACGGGCGAAUAUGCCAGAGAGGUAUGAGACGUCAAAGCUAUUGCAGGUGCUCUUGCUGCGCGAGAUGGUGGCGCAGGGAGCUGGGGACUCGGUUGUCAUUAAUAUGGUCAAUCCGGGAUUCUGUCAUUCGCGACUAGGGCGGGAGAUGGGACUGCUAUUUGGGCUUUUGCAGAUGUUGCUUGCCAGAUCGACGGAGGUGGGGAGUAGGACGCUCGUGGCUGGGGCAGCGAGUGGGGAAGAGAGCCAUGGGGCGUAUAUGACAAAUGGGAAGGUAGAUAAUGGUGCCUUGUCUCUGUUUGUUCGCAGUGAGGAAGGAAAGAAAACACAGGUGAAGCUCUGGGGAGAGCUUGUGGAGAUCUUAGAAGCUAUCGAGCCGGGCUGUACGCGGGUUGUAUAA